Molecule: messenger RNA, 933 nt
Organism: Uncinocarpus reesii 1704
Lineage: Eukaryota; Fungi; Ascomycota; Eurotiomycetes; Onygenales; Onygenaceae
Exons: 1
Coding region: 1-933 (310 amino acids)
Cellular component (GO): nucleus; cytoplasm
Source: RefSeq, a predicted model, not a curated record
AUGGCGACGCAAAAACCCCUUCUCAAAAUCCUUAUGCUCCAUGGCUUCACCCAAUCCGGAGCCCUCUUCCGAGCCAAAACUCGUGCUCUCGAAAAACAUCUCCAAAAAUCCUUUCCCCUCCACACCCUCGUCCUCUCCUACCCCUCCGGCCCCAUCCGCCUCGACCCCGCCGAUAUACCAAACUUCCGCCCGUCAUCGCUCGAAUCAGACGACCAGUCCGCGCAGGAACUAUGCGCCUGGUGGCGCCGUGCCGAUGGGAUUGAUCCCCCGGAAUAUCUCCAGUUUGACCGCGGCCUGGAGGCCAUCGCGAACGUGCUACGGGAUGAGGGGCCGUUUGAUGGAGUGAUUGGAUUCUCGCAGGGUGCUGCGUUCGCGGGGAUGUUGGCUGGCUUGCUGGAGCCGCGGAGAGAAGAGGCAUUUGAGUAUUUCUCGAAACCGGAGAAUAAUAGCUCGCCGGUGACCCGUGCUUCGGGUAGCUUUGCUCAGCCUGCAUACGUCACGGCUGCUCCGGCUGCGACGCAAGUCAUGGGCACUGUUUCGGGCAUUCCAUUUCCGAAAUCCUUUGCGGAGCUCGAUCACGCACCGUUCAAGUUUGCCAUUUGCUACUCUGGUUUCCGCGCGCCUGGCGCGCGGUAUCGCGCUUUCUACGAACGUCCCGCCAUCAGUACCCCGAUCCUACAUGUCCUAGGCAGUUUAGAUGCGAUUGUGGAUGAGGGUAGAAGUCGAUUCCUGAUCGAAUCGUGCGUGGGAGAUCCAGAAAAGGAAGGCAAAGUGAUAUGGCAUCCCGGAGGCCAUUUUCUACCCUGCCAACGGCCGUAUUUGGACGGUGCAGUGAAGUUUAUCAGGGAGUGUUUGGAGAUGGGAGAUGGGAGAAGCAGCGGCGGUAAGUCGGCAGACGAUGUCCCGGUGGAGGAUAUGGCCAUGCCGUUCUAA